AUGCCAUCGGCGGACUCCCAACCCAGAACACUCUACGACAAGGUCUUCCAAGACCAUGUCGUCAAUCAAGAAAACGAUGGCACGGUGCUUUUGUACAUCGAUAGACAUCUCGUCCACGAGGUCACAUCGCCUCAGGCCUUCGAAGGCUUGAAGAACGCAAAUCGAGAUGUCCGGAGGAGGGACUGCACCCUAGUUACUACAGACCAUAAUGUGCCGACGACGCCGAGGAAGAACUUCAAGAAUGUCGCAGACUUUGUGAAAGAAGAAGAUUCCAGAUUACAAUGUGUCACGCUCGAGGAGAACGUCAAGGAUUUCGGCCUCACGUACUUUGGAUUGGGUGACAAGAAUCAAGGCAUCGUUCACAUCAUUGGACCCGAACAAGGUUUCACUCUUCCAGGCACAACGGUCGUCUGCGGUGACAGCCACACUUCGACCCACGGAGCCUUUGGUGCUCUAGCAUUCGGUAUUGGUACCAGUGAGGUGGAGCACGUUCUGGCUACACAAUGUCUGAUCACAAAGAGGAGCAAAAACAUGCGGGUGCAGGUGGAUGGCUCACUAGCACCUGGUGUGAGCAGCAAAGACAUCAUUCUUCAUGUGAUUGGUGUUAUUGGUACUGCCGGAGGUACUGGCGCAGUCAUCGAAUUCUGCGGUUCUGCCAUCCGUAGCCUAAGUAUGGAAGCACGGAUGUCUAUAUGCAACAUGUCCAUCGAAGGUGGUGCGAGAGCUGGUAUGAUUGCACCGGAUCAGACCACAUUUGACUACCUCAAGGGUCGACCGCUCGCACCCAAAGUGGAUAGCAACGAGUGGAAAAAGGCCAUCCACUACUGGUCAAGUUUGAGAUCGGACGAGGGUGCCAAAUAUGAUACAGAAGUCUUCAUCGACGCAAAAGAUAUCUCACCUACCGUGUCCUGGGGCACCUCACCUCAAGAUGUUGUUCCUAUCACCGGCAAGGUGCCAGGCCCAGACGACUUCGAGGAUCCAAACAAGAAAGCCAGCUGCAAGCGAGCACUUGAAUAUAUGGGGCUGGAAGCGGGGACAAACAUGGAGGAUAUCGAAAUUGACAAAGUAUUCAUCGGUUCAUGUACCAAUGCAAGAAUCGAAGAUCUCCGUGCCGCCGCAAAGAUCGUGGACGGCAAGAAAGUUGCCACCAACGUCAAGCGAGCGAUGGUCGUACCAGGAUCGGGCAACGUCAAAAACCAAGCAGAGCGUGAGGGUCUUGACAAGAUCUUCACAGACGCAGGGUUUGAAUGGCGUGAAGCUGGUUGCUCAAUGUGCCUGGGCAUGAAUCCGGACAUUCUGUCUCCACGAGAACGCUGCGCCAGUACAUCAAAUCGCAACUUCGAGGGUCGCCAAGGAGCUCUUGGUCGUACACAUCUCAUGUCGCCCGUUAUGGCCGCCGCUGCCGCCAUUGUGGGCAAAUUGGCUGAUGUGCGGAAACUGUCUGAUGAUGCAACACCUGCCAAAGCAUCACCCAAACUCGAUGUCGCAUCUCAUUUUGCUGAAGUCGACUCGGAAGAGGAACUUGACCGUAUUCUCGAUAUCCCAACAGACAGCACAUCUACUGCCACCAACCACGCCAGCGCCACAGGAGGGACCUCUGUAGGUGGAUUCCCGAAAUUUACCAUUCUCAAAGGUAUUGCGGCACCACUGGAAAAGGCCAACGUCGACACUGACGCCAUCAUUCCCAAACAAUUCCUCAAAACCAUCAAGCGCACCGGUCUCGGCAGUGCCCUCUUCCACCCCCUCCGCUACAACGAGGACGGCAGCGAAGAUCCGUCAUUCAUCCUAAACCAGGACCCUUAUCGGAAGGCCAAGAUCCUCGUCGUGACAGGACCAAACUUCGGCUGUGGCUCGUCGCGAGAGCACGCACCAUGGGCACUGUUAGAUUUUGGCAUCAAAUGUGUCAUCGCACCCAGCUACGCGGACAUCUUCUUCAACAACACGUUCAAGAACGGCAUGCUGCCGUUGUGCAUCACCGACCAGGCGAAGCUGGAGAAGAUCGCCGACGAAGCCCGCGCCGGGCGUGAGAUCGAAGUGGACCUCCCCAACCAAGCGGUUCGCGACGCCCAGGGCAACGAGCUGGCCAAGUUCGAGGUCGAGGAGUUCCGCAAGCACUGCUUGGUGGAGGGCCUCGACGACAUCGGGCUGACGAUGCAGCAGGAGGAGAAAAUCGCGCGCUUCGAGCAGAAGCGGACUCUCGACACCCCGUGGCUCGACGGCAGUGGCUAUCUCAAGAAAUGGGGCAAGGGCCCCACCAAGAUCCAGGCCGCGCCGGUUCCCAAGACGAACCGUGGCGAGGUCAAGACCGAUCCUGUUGAGUGGUGA
Molecule: messenger RNA, 2325 nt
Organism: Exophiala aquamarina CBS 119918
Lineage: Eukaryota; Fungi; Ascomycota; Eurotiomycetes; Chaetothyriales; Herpotrichiellaceae
Product: 3-isopropylmalate dehydratase
Exons: 2
Coding region: 1-2325 (774 amino acids)
Biological process (GO): L-leucine biosynthetic process
Cellular component (GO): 3-isopropylmalate dehydratase complex
Molecular function (GO): 3-isopropylmalate dehydratase activity; 4 iron, 4 sulfur cluster binding
Source: RefSeq, a predicted model, not a curated record